ACGCGCUCCGUCCCCGCUGCUCGGUUUUGUCGCAGUUUGAAAUGAUGCCAUUUGAGGCCGGCAGCCGAAAUGGCCUGUCCAUGGCAGCUUUUUGGCCGAUGCUUCUGUUUUCCAGAAAAUUUGUCAUUUGCCGCGAUAACCAUUGUACGAGAUUGAUUGGUUUCUGUUGUCAUUGAGGCUUUUUAAUUUUAUAAAGCUUUACAUUCACGGGUAUGAUAGUCUCUGCAGUUGUGUUUCUUGAUACAAUUUCUCUGGCAUCAUUUGGUUUGAGCAUAUGAUUUGUUUGUUCAGAUGGGGUGAAAAGUUGUAUCAACCAACUCCAUUGCAACUCGGUUUCUAGUUUUUUUAUCCUAGCUAGUUCAAUUUUCAUACUGAAGUUCUACCCAUUAAAAAUUAAACACUCCACAAGACUGUUGCAAACGCCGUGCUUUGUUCUUUCCAGCUGUUGGGAACAUAGAAUACUACUCCCUAUUUCAUGCACACUCAUCUGCUGGUGCUUUGUUCAAUUUGCAUGAGUAGAUUAUUAUCGAUACCGAGUUCUAAUGACAAAUAUGCAAAUUCCAUAUUGUGCAGGUUACAAGAAAAGGAUUCUUGGCCGAAACUUGAAAUGAGAUCAUUUAGAGCCUUGAGGGUUUUAAGCUCAACGAUAUCAUUGAAUUCUCAGAAAUCCCGUUACAGGUCAGCUCUUGUGCAACGUUUUUACAGUGCAGAAACUCAGCCAGAACUUUCGAGCAGUAGUACCGAGGGGGAAGAUGAGAAUUCGUCAUCAGUUUUUGAUAGCUCGCAUUUCGACAGUGAUUCGGAGAAGGGUGGAAAAAUGAGUAAUCCUAAUUGGGAUGAGAAGCACCGGGAUAGAUUGCGUGAAGUCUUCGGGGAAGAGAUUAAAAAUCCAAGGAUUGCGAGGAAGGAAGAGAAAAAGAAUAAUGCUGCUAGGCUUGCAAUGUUUCUUCUUCAUGCUGCGGUUCAGCAGGAUGAGCAUGAGGAGGAAGACGGUGGGAAGGAGAAGGAGGUCAAGCUGGAGGAUCAGAAAUCUUUGCAUGUUGGAAUUAUUGGAGCGCCUAAUGCUGGGAAGUCUGCUCUUACUAAUUAUAUGGUUGGGACAAAAGUUGCUGCGGUAUCCAGAAAAAUGAACACAACUACUCACGAAGUGUUGGGAGUAAUGACUAAAGGAGUUACCCAAAUUUGUUUUUUUGAUACUCCAGGGCUGAUGUUAAGGAAAAGUGGUUUCCCUUACAAUGAUAUCAAAGUGCGCAUGGAAAGUGCUUGGAGUUCAAUUAGUUUAUUUGAUGUGCUGCUGGUCAUUUUUGACGUUGAUAGACAUAUCAAGAGGCCUGACUCCAGAGUGGUGAGAUUGAUUCAACGAAUGGGUUCUCAAGUCAACCCAAAUCAGAAACGUAUAUUAUGCAUGAAUAAAGUUGACUUGGUUGAGAAACAGAAAGACUUGUUGAAGGUUGCUGAGGAAUUUAAGGACCUUCCUGGAUACGAAAGGCACUUCAUGAUCUCGGGGCUAAAAGGAUCCGGAGUGAAGGAACUGACGCAAUAUUUGAUAGAACAGGCAGUUGAAAAACCUUGGGAAGAAGAUCCAUUCACUCUGACUGAAGAAAUCAUGAAGAGGAUAUCACUGGAAGUGGUUCGGGAAAAAUUAUUACAUCAUGUACAUCAGGAAAUCCCUUACAACAUUGAACAUCGGUUGAUGGAUUGGAAGGAGUUGCGGGAUGGUUCUCUGAGGAUUGAGCAGCAUUUUAUAACACAUAAAAUGAGUCAACGCAAGAUUCUGGUGGGGAAAAAUGGUUCUAAAAUAGGAAGAAUAGGACUUGAAGCAAAUGAAGAGUUAAGAUCCAUAUUCAAGAAAAACGUCCAUCUUGUCCUGAUGGUUAGAGUCAAAUGAUGAUGAGAUCAAUCGCUCUAGAGCCUUUUUGUUUCUUUGCAUGAACUGCUUGACAUGGUUGAGCUUGGGAUAGAGGAGCAAUUGCUGGAUUUGCAUAUAAUCAUGCGUGGGAAUUGGGAGUCUAGCUUGAAGUCGGUGGUUUAUGGGACAAACAAUUGGAAGAAUCAAUAUUUAUAUGCACAUCGUGAAGGAGAUUGGAUGGAACGAAGGCUGUUUCUCUAUUCGAUGGAGUUCCAUAUGCUCAUGGCAAGCAACAUGUUCUGCCUGCAUCUUACUUUUUGGCACAGGCGCACAGCCAAUGUUGCUUCAUACUGUUAGCUUGAUCCAUGUCACAGACUUCCUUGGUGAUCCUUAUUUCCUUCCAGUGAUGUCACAGACUUCCUUGGGAAACCUAGAGAAGACGGAUGUUAGUAGAUGGUGCGAGGGUCUGUGCCUGUGGUGACUGCUAUCUUAAUCUUGUAAAGUGACGUUGUAAAUACGAAUGUCCAUUAGAAAUGUCAAAUUUAUAAAUUGUUAGAUGAGAUUUGGAGUUUGUUCCUACGGAUCACCUUUUAUUACUUUUGAGACCUUUUCACCUGAACAGGAAGAACACUGUUAUCACUUGGUCAUAGUUUUAAUGGUAGUCGAAAGCCUCAUUUGGCAUAUGAUCCAACUACAUAUGACCAUUUUACUGGUUAAAAAUGCUACUGAUUUUUCACAAAAAUGGUCCAUAUUGUACAAUUUAUACC
Oldenlandia corymbosa var. corymbosa is the source of this 2616-nucleotide messenger RNA. The record is from the annotation of a GenBank genome assembly. Lineage: Eukaryota; Viridiplantae; Streptophyta; Magnoliopsida; Gentianales; Rubiaceae.